Doryrhamphus excisus (bluestripe pipefish) is the source of this 2437-nucleotide messenger RNA. RefSeq names its product pyridoxamine 5'-phosphate oxidase (gene pnpo). Gene Ontology annotation, molecular function: pyridoxamine phosphate oxidase activity; FMN binding. Lineage: Eukaryota; Metazoa; Chordata; Actinopteri; Syngnathiformes; Syngnathidae. Gene Ontology annotation, biological process: pyridoxine biosynthetic process; pyridoxal 5'-phosphate biosynthetic process. The record is from RefSeq and is a predicted model, not a curated record.
GGAGCCGGGUAAGCGCCCGGCGGAGCGGGCGGUGUCGGGGGGAUGUAUUCUGUGACAGCCAUCAGCUUCUUUUUGAGAAAAUGCAUAGGUUUCCUGUGGCGGGUGACGGCUUUGGAGCCGUGUCGAACGUUCUGAAUCAAGGGGAGCCAUCCUGGAAGACACCGAGACAGUCACUCGGCUGCUAGCUCAGAGCUAGCUUCAUUCGGCUUAGCGCUAGCGACAGUUAGCUUAGCGCUAGCUUCGCUAUAGUUUCAUUUAAGCGCAUUACAUACUAACCGUGGCCACUAGUCAGCUGCUAACAUGCAUAUUAUACAUAUUAUAUCACAUAAACGUGCAGUAUUUGCUCAACAUUACCUUGUUUAGGUAGUAACUUCACACACAAGGUCGCCGCCAUCUUUGACAGGAAGUCACCUCCCGGAAGUGACGGCAGGCUGCUUUCGCUAUCAUGCCGGUAAAAUGACAGCUGUCACAAGUAGUUGUAACUAGCAAAGAUUCGCAAGCGUAAGACUACUAAAAGCUAAUCCACGUACAUUAAUAUUCAAUCUGGAAUUUAUUUUAUUUACAUCAUCUCACCGCUGCCUACGUUUUAUUCACUCUGAAACUCAUUUUUACGCAAUGUAAUAAAAUGCACCACCGUGUGUACAUUAUAAUACACUGUAAAACGUAACACUGUAAGUUACAACUUUCCAUAUUUUUAAUGACUGGUAAUACUUAUAUAUUUCUUUUUAACAAGGAGUCAUCUUAAAAUAAGCUUUUGUCAGUGGUUAGCAAACACAUGUCACGUUUUUACGUAAGCGCGUUGGUUACGUCAGUAGUAGCAUGAGGCUCCCAUUGAGACACAUUGGCUUUUUCGGUCGAAAUCCCGCUUCUUUAGUCCGCUUGACUGCGUGCAAACGAAGCGUCCUUGCACACUUCCUCAGCGGUAAGCCGACGUGCGACAGAGCAAACAUGGACCUGAGCCACAUGAGGAAGAAAUACAAAGGGGACGAGGAGUGUUUCGAGGAGAGCCAGCUGGCGUCUCUGGACCCAAUCAAGCAAUUUGGAAACUGGUUCGAUGAAGCCACCAAGUGUCCUGAGAUCGGAGAGGCCAACGCCAUGUGCAUCGCCACGGCGACCAAAGACGGACGCCCGUCGGCCCGCAUGGUUCUUCUCAAAGGCUACAGCGACGCCGGCUUCCGAUUCUUCAGUAACUACGAGAGCCGCAAAGGAAAGGAGCUGGAAAGCAACCCUCACGCGUGCUUGGUCUUCUACUGGGAGCCUCUCAACCGACAGAUCCGCAUCGAGGGCGAGGUGGAGCGUAUCCCCUACCAGAGCUCCUGCGAGUACUUCCGCUCGCGGCCAAAGAGCAGCCAGAUCGGCGCUGUGGUGAGCAGACAGAGCACGGCGGUUCCUAACAGAGACUAUCUCAGGGAUAAGAAUUCAGAGCUGGAGGAGAAGUACAAGGACUCUCAAGUACCCAUGCCAGACUACUGGGGGGGCUACGUGGUGAAGCCUCACCUGAUAGAGUUCUGGCAGGGUCAGACCAACAGACUCCACGACCGAAUCGUCUUCACCAGACUGGCUGCCGACGCGGUGCUGGGCGAGCACCAGCACCACGGCGAGGGCGGUUGGGUUUACCAGCGCCUGUCUCCGUAAAGCAGCGCCCUCUGCUGGUGGCCGGACCCCUACCCCGCUUGGCGUCGUCGUCUGCUGUCCGUCAUACUUGAUUGUUGUCUUGUUGACAUGUUCAGGGAGUUUAGGUGUUUAAAUGUUGGAAUUGUAUGUUGACGCUCGGAAUUUUGUGUCGUAUCAAUCAGGAUUCACACAAGAAUAGAAUGUAUGGCUCACUUUCAUGCAGUAUGUACUCAAAUAGCGUAAAUAUCAUUACUCUUGAUUCAUAAACAUGUCAGUGUUGAUCAAAAAUACCUGAUAUUUGCUUUAUUCCACAAUUUUAACACAUUGAAAUUGUCAAUUAAUGAGUAUUUAUGGAUUUUAAUGAAAUAAAAUGACCAAAAAGCUCAUUGGUUUUAGCGCUCCCGAGGACUUCCGCAAAUGUAGGUAUCCAAAACUGCUUUGUGGGCUCACACGAACCUCAUUAUCUGAUGCGUUGGCAUCGUUUAACACGAGAAGACAACAUUGUAACAACAUUUAUAGAUCAGAAAUGAGGAAAAGCAUAGAAUCCCCUUUAAAAUGUCUGCCAUACGCCUUUCUGUGCCUCCAUUCAUGUUAGCGCCCGCUCCCUCACGAGGCUAACUGCUCUGUAUCCACUCACUAGUGGCCCCGCCCCCACAAACAGGCUGAAUGAGAUGUUCAUUCCACUAUAGAACCAAUGCGCAAUGACACGUGCAGAGUGAAGCCUCUUGCCAUCCAGCCUGUGUGACGCGGAGAGACACACACAUACAUGCACAAGUCAAAUUAUCGAUUACAUAAUUAUCUACCUGUUUUUCUUUAUUGUUCC